Ruditapes philippinarum (Manila clam) is the source of this 883-nucleotide messenger RNA. Its product is annotated as phosphoinositide-3-kinase-interacting protein 1-like. Bases 227 to 868 code for a protein of 213 amino acids. The transcript has 3 exons. NCBI's taxonomy places the organism in Eukaryota, Metazoa, Mollusca, Bivalvia, Venerida, Veneridae. The record is from RefSeq and is a predicted model, not a curated record.
CUUCAUUUAUAGUGUUGGCGGGGGAACUAGUAGUCGGAUGUCACGCACAUGUAAAACAAUUAGAUCUAACCCACGACUCAUUUCACUACAUGUAAUCGUAAACAAUGGUUUAUUUAAAACAUGAAGAAGAUUAAAAGUUACAGCAAUGUUUAACUUUUUCUUUUGAAAUUGUGUAUUUAUUCUUAAUGAAUAAUAAUUUGGAUACUACAUUUGUAUUAUAUAUAAAAUGUCAAGGAAUAUCUGUUCUCUGUGCACGGUAAUUUCGGCUAUAUUAUCAACAGUCAUCAUACCCAGCAAAGGUGUAGUGCUAGACUGUUAUACCACAACAGUUUCGAAGUACGACGGACAUCAGCAGACGUCUAAAGACGAACAACCGUGUUUACGAUGGGAUCAGUUUGAGACAUACAGUGCGAGUGACUUUCCAGAUGCCACAAAGUCAGACGCAGCUAACUUCUGUCGUUCUCCAGAUGGACAUAACGAAUCCUGGUGUUUUACAACAGAUCAAGGAGAUCGGCGGCCUUGUGGUAUCACAAAAUGUGGUGACGAUGGUUUGAGUAAUUGUGGUCAAUUGAGUAUUGCCAAACCUACAAUACUAGGACGGUAUGUCGAAUUUUCUUUUACCCCCGACACGUAUGAUCCAAAUGCAAUUCUAGAAUGGCAGCGCAGCAUGAAUGGAAAAGAUCGGUGGAAAACGCUCCCCUUAAACGACAAGUUUAAUCAGUUUGAGAAAAAUAUGAUUUACCACAUGAUAUUAUCAGACACUGAGAAAAACCAAGACGAGAGAUUUUACCGAGUACAUUAUUAUAAUGAGACAUCACAUUGCUGGAUGAACGCUGGUAAACUGACGCUUGAAGGUAUGGUGUAUUAAUUUAUAUAGUAAUCA